CUUUCGUAAUGCCACGUAUGUAUUUCGUGUUGCCUAACGUGAAAUUAUAUGCAACUCUGCCUAUUCCGGCUUGGUGCUAGUGAAAUAACUUAUACUUCCUCGAUCCCGAUGGCGUCUACUUUCUCCUUGGGGUAAUGUUCCGUCUGUGAUAGUGGAAGUAAGGUUACUGUUGUUUUUUAUCGUACAAUAUUAAGGGUUUGAAAGAUGGCCCAUCAUGUAAUAUCAGUGUGCAUUUUUUGCUUUAUCUGCGCUACCCAUUCACCAUGUGCUUCUCACGCAGCUGUAGGACAUGAGAAUGUAGUGCCACGCAGGCAGUACGAUGAUCCCAAUAACCCGCCACUAAUAGAAAAUCUUCAAAUUAGUCCACGUGAAAAGCAUAGAGAUGAUCCAUACACGACUGAUAAUACGUUUGACGACAGUGCUAAUGUUUUUAAAAUUGAAGAGAUACACAACCUAUCAAAGAGAAACAGCCUAGAAGAAAGUAACGAUAGCGUAAAUAGUGAAAUUGUAACCGAGUACUUAAGGAAAAUAUUUUUGAAAUAUGGUAACGGUGAUACGAUGACUAUGGAAGGAUUUGAAAGACUUAUUCACCAUCUGGAUUUACACCAGAUGUUAUCAGAAAAUCCACAUAUUCAUGAUAUUAAUGAGGCUGCUCCUGCUUUAGAUUUAAAAUUAGAUAAUAGUACUGCAAAUGAUACGUGUGUUGACCAAGAACUGACGACGGUGUUGAAGAAAGAAAUUUUAUCGUCAACAAUUAACCAUACAACUUUUCAAAAGGCAUGCCCCAUCAUUUUAUACAGCAUGAUUGCCCCGAAUUGCCCAGAAGAAGAGGUGAUAUUCCCUAUCCAUGAUGUUUCAGAGAACAGCAGGAAUAGUCUAGUUUGGCUUUACUCCAUUUUAGCAGUUGUUGUAAUCAGCGCUUGUGGCGUCCUGUCUCUUGCUAUAAUACCAGUGAUGCAGAAGACUUUUUACAAACCACUAAUACAGUUUUUAGUAGCUUUAGCUGUAGGAACAUUGGCAGGGGAUGCUUUGUUGCAUCUACUGCCACAUGCGAUGAGUUCUGGCCAUAGUCACGGCCACGAACACGGGCAUGAUGAACACAGCCAUAACACCCACGAUCAGAAUACUUGGAAAGGUUUCGUGGCCAUGCUUGGUUUAACUUUAUUCUUUAUCAUGGAGAGACUGAUUUCACUUGCUGGAAAGUGGAGGAAAAGGAAACAGAAGCAUGCACAUUCGCAUGUUACUAUUCUUAACGACAGAACGGAGGGUAUCAGUCAGAAAAAUGAUACGCAGUGUAUGGACCGAUAUAAUACUUUUCCUUAUUGCUAUAAAGACAUUAUGAAUAAUCCUAACACAACAUUCUACGAGUCCGACAAAACAGCAACUACAAUGCUUGAACUAGACUCUAACUCCGAUAUCCAAUCCUGCAAGAAGUCGAGGUCACCCACCAUAGAAAAACUGGAAACUAACCAGAACAUAACGGAUUCUUCCGGCAACCUGAAUAUCAACGCUUGUACUGAAGUAAAUAAGAUGCUUCCGUCGGAUCAGAAACACGAUCAUGAAGACUACACGGUUAUUGUGAGAGAACACAAAAAUGACCAUCACGGGCACUCCCACAAACACGGGCAUGUCCAUGCGGCUCCUCAGAAUUUCUCGUCUGUGGCUUGGAUGGUUAUUAUGGGUGAUGGUCUGCACAAUUUUACUGAUGGAAUGGCGAUUGGGGCGGCAUUUUCAGAGGGAGUCGCUGGAGGAUUCUCCACGACAUUGGCUGUGUUUUGCCAUGAGCUGCCCCAUGAAUUGGGCGAUUUUGCAAUGUUACUAAAGGCUGGCAUGAGUAUAAAACAAGCGUUGUUUUAUAAUAUACUUUCAAGUGUUUUAUGUAUUUUCGGAAACAUGUUUGGACUCUGGUUAGGUAACACUGAAUACGCAAGCUCUUGGGUGUUUGCCGCAGCGGCUGGCAUGUUUAUCUACAUUGCAUUAGUAGAUAUGAUUCCUGAACUAAGUUCUGCUCACGAGGACGAGGGGAAUUUAAUGCAGUGUCUACUACAUUUAGGAGGGUUACUCCUAGGUUUCGGCAUAAUGACCUUAAUAGCUCUUUACGAGCACGAUUUAAAAAAUUUAUUUAAUGAUCCCGAAUAAAAAAUUUUAAAUUAGUGAAUACUAGUAAUCGAUAUGUUGUUCUAUGAUUAAUAUUUAUACUUUUGUACAUAAGUGUAGCCACUGCAAUUGGAAUUGUUAGUUUUAUUUUAUUUGAGAGGCAUUUUUUUUUAAUGUUAGUGAACAGGCAUACAGUAGGAUGUAAUAUAGCUGUACGAUGUAACAUUAAAGACAUUUUUGUUCAAAGUAUAAAACUUACAGGCUAAGUAUUUAUUUCUCAUCUGUACUUAUGUAUCUAUCAUAUACGCAUACAAUAUACAAAUUCCAUUUAUCUACUGUCUUCGGUGUUCCUAAGCUGUAAUUU
Messenger RNA from Anoplophora glabripennis (Asian longhorned beetle), 2461 nucleotides. RefSeq names its product zinc transporter foi (gene foi). NCBI's taxonomy places the organism in Eukaryota, Metazoa, Arthropoda, Insecta, Coleoptera, Cerambycidae. Gene Ontology annotation, molecular function: zinc ion transmembrane transporter activity. Gene Ontology annotation, cellular component: membrane. The record is from RefSeq and is a predicted model, not a curated record. Gene Ontology annotation, biological process: zinc ion import across plasma membrane; intracellular zinc ion homeostasis. The transcript has 6 exons. Bases 205 to 2139 code for a protein of 644 amino acids.